Molecule: messenger RNA, 567 nt
Organism: Rotaria sp. Silwood2
Lineage: Eukaryota; Metazoa; Rotifera; Eurotatoria; Philodinida; Philodinidae
Source: the annotation of a GenBank genome assembly
AUGAUUCGUCAAAAAAUAUCAACAAAUCCAGAGUCAAUGCAAGAAUUGCAUCUGAAAUAUGGUUGGAUACCAGGAGGUGAAAGUAUUCGACCUGAUGCUGCCAGCAAAGAAAAAAAACACAAUUACAUCACGAAUAUGUUAACCCGCUAUGUUAGUCUUCAAGAUUUUGUACUACAUCGAUUUUUUGGUUUGAAAUUUGUUCUACAAGGAAAUUGGAACAAUUCAAGAAUGCACGUUCCUGACACAGAAAUUUCUUCUGCUCGAAUAGCUAUGAAGCAAAAUUCGAAAACUCAUGAAGUUCGAUUUGUUCCGAACUUGUUCUCUUAUCAAGUUCCAGCUGAUACAAAUCAUUAUGUUCUUUGGUUUUUUUUAAAUGGAAAUGAAUCAAUUGAUCCAAUAACACAUUCACCUAUAGCUGAUGAUGAAAUUAAUUCAAGUAUUGACGAAGCACUUCGACAAUUAUUAGGUUCUGAUAAUAAUAAAUUUUCAUUUGUAUGGUAUCUCAAUCCAAAACCAACAAUUAUUUCUGAUGUUUUAUAUCAUGUACAAGUUUUUUGGAUACCUUAA